UUGCAGAACGACUUUUUCGUCAUUAAUCAGUUGGAAAGUGCGCUGAUAGCAGAUGCAGUCGCUACCAGCCAUCCGUUGUCGUUCAAGAUUGAGAGGUCACUUUCAGCCCUAUAUCUUAUUCCAAAAGGAGCAUCUAUUCUUGCUAUGAUAUCGGCUCUCAUGGGAGAUGUCAGCUUCCAGGAUGGAAUAAAGCAUUAUCUCACGAAAUUCUCCUACAAAAAUGCUCGUUCGAAUGAUCUUUGGGAAGCAUUGGACGCUAUCGGCUCUCCAGCAGUGGGGCCUAAUGGAGAGCCACAUUUGGUUAUAAAGGACUUUGCUGAUCAGUGGACAGUACAGAUGGGAUUCCCACUAGUAACAGUGCACACUCUCAAUUCCUCCUGCUUUGAAAUCACACAGUCUCGUUAUAAAAUGGAAUCGGAAGCUCUGGAGGUCGAGAAAUAUCGACAUCCGAAAUAUGGGUUCAAGUGGGAAGUCCCGAUAUGGUAUCAGCUGCAUGAUGAGAUAAAGUUCGCCUGGUUGCGUAGAGGUUAG
This is a messenger RNA of Cooperia oncophora, 531 nucleotides long. The record is from the annotation of a GenBank genome assembly. NCBI's taxonomy places the organism in Eukaryota, Metazoa, Nematoda, Chromadorea, Rhabditida, Trichostrongylidae.